Molecule: messenger RNA, 1179 nt
Organism: Mizuhopecten yessoensis (Yesso scallop)
Lineage: Eukaryota; Metazoa; Mollusca; Bivalvia; Pectinida; Pectinidae
Product: fibrinogen-like protein A
Exons: 5
Coding region: 1-675 (224 amino acids)
Source: RefSeq, a predicted model, not a curated record
AUGUUUGUCAAAAAAAGGCCAGAUCUUCUUAAUGAUAUCGCCGACUGUAGCGAGGUAAACCCAGCAUACACAUCCGGUAUCUACACCAUUAAGCUGACCUCGGGAUUGAGUUACAACGUGUACUGUGACAUGGACACCGAGGAAGGACCUUGGACCGUAAUACAAAACAGACAGGAUGGACAGGAGGAUUUCUUCAGAAAUUGGGCUGACUACAAGAAUGGUUUCGGAGACUGGAAGGGAAACUUUUGGUCAGGGCUUGAGAUAAUCCACCUUCUCACCCAACGGACAUCCGUCCUACGUAUCGAGUUGGUCUCAUGGUACGGCGAUGUUGCUUAUGCCCAAUACUCAUCGUUUAGAAUUGCAAACGAGUCAACAGAGUAUCAGAUCUCCGUAUCCGGAUUUUCAGGCAACGCUUCAUAUGACGCAAUGGCUUUCCACAACGGAUUACCUUUCACUACCUAUGACAAUGAAAACAGCUUCACCGGUAGAUGUGCUGAGGAUGCGUCAGGCGCUUGGUGGUACAAAGGUUGUCUCGACAGUAAUCUGAAUGGGCUGUACAUUCAAGAUACUGGUGUGGAUAUUUAUCAAUCAAUGGUGUGGUGUAAAUUCUACUCCGACCGUGACUACGUACCUAUGAUGAAAACAAGAAUGCUUGUGAAACUCUCAGGUGUUUAGAUUGCCAGCAGUUGUACAUAUAUAAAGAUAUAUACAGACUUUAUUUUAUGUUACAACAAUUAUGAAACAAGUUAUUUCGACUUCAAUUGGAGUACCCGGAGACAACUUACACGGUCGGGCAUGUGAACCCAUACAUUUCACGUCCGACCGGGAAUCGAACCCCGGCCGCCUUGGUGAAAGGCAAGUGCGUUAUCCAAUGCGUCACCCGAUUACCCAUGAUUUACAUUUACAUUUGUAUAUUAUACCGUAUUGUUCUAUUAAACUGUGAACUAGUAUACUAGUAACUUUACCAAAUAAUAUCAUAAAAACGAUAAUACUCGUUUAUCGAUAGAAUGUUCUGCUUACACUAAGAAAGGGUCGGUACAUUACGGAAGAACUAGCCUGACGUUGUAUGUCACUGCAUGAUCUGAAACAAGAGCAAAACUCGAACUGAUGCCCUCGUUUUAACAUUUGACAACCAUUUGUUUCCUGAUUGUUUCUUCAGUUUGAUAUUUCUUUUGAUAU